Molecule: messenger RNA, 1739 nt
Organism: Panicum hallii
Lineage: Eukaryota; Viridiplantae; Streptophyta; Magnoliopsida; Poales; Poaceae
Product: putative lipase YDR444W
Exons: 11
Coding region: 186-1505 (439 amino acids)
Source: RefSeq, a predicted model, not a curated record
CCGCGGCCAACCACACCCGCCAACCCGCCCACUCCGUCCGUCCCAUGCCGCCACGCCUGCGCGGCGUGCGUCAGCUGCCUCGCCCGCCGCGUUCCUCGACCAUGACGCCGCCGCGGCACUGAUUUCGGCGCGGGUUUUGUCCCGUGCCGCCGCCGCCGCCGCCGCACACCGCGCGGAUCGGAGGGAUGGCGUCCACGGCUUGGUCUCUUCCCCAUGGCCACUCGCCCCGCGGCUCAUAUAGCAGCCGCUCCCUCCGUUUCUCACCCGUCGGCCCCGCCUGUUCUUCUUCCAGCGGAAGCGGCACCCUGGGAGGAUUGAAAUCUGCCAGAAACCUAUAUUUGCAUCCAGUAUCAAGGGGAAGUCCUGUUUCGUGUUCAUUAAUGGAUAUAUCCAAAAGCAAGCAAGGUCCAGAUCAUCUCCUUGUUCUUGUCCAUGGUAUCAUGGCAAGCCCCAAAGACUGGACAUAUGGGGAAGCAGUGCUGAAGAGGCGUCUGGGUGAUAAUUUUUUCAUCUAUGCUAGUUCAUCGAACAUCUACACCAAAACAUUUGAUGGGAUUGAUAUAGCUGGAAGAAGGUUAGCAGAUGAAGUCUUGGACGUGGUUAAGAAGAUGUCCAGCUUGAGAAAGAUUUCCUUCCUAGCACAUUCAUUGGGUGGUCUGUUUGCUAGAUAUGCUAUUGCAAUACUCUAUUCACUGGAAGCAAAGAAUGAAGGACAAAGUAGUGCACAAAUUGUUCCUGCCGCAAGAGGAUCUGCAAAAUCACGAUACACUUCAGGAUUAGGUGCAGUUGCUGGACUAGAGCCGAUAAAUUUUAUUACCUUGGCUACCCCACAUCUUGGGGUUAGAGGGAGAAAUCAGCUUCCGUUUCUUCAAGGGCUAUCAAUUCUAGAAAAACUUGCUGCGCCUUUGGCUCCUUUAAUUGUUGGGCGCACUGGUGCUCAACUCUUUCUUACUGAUGGUGAUCCUAGCAAGCCACCUCUUCUGUUACAAAUGGCAUCUGACUGUGAGGACAAAAAGUUCAUACUAGCAUUAGCAGCUUUUAAGAACCGCGUUCUGUAUGCUAAUGUUUCAUAUGACCACAUGGUUGGCUGGCGAACAUCUUCAGUAAGGAGAGAAAAGGAUCUUGUUGUAAAGCCCUCCCAUCGUUCACUGGAUGGCUAUAAGCACAUUGUGAAUGUUGAGUACUGUUCGCCCGUGUCAUCAGAGGGACCCCAUUUUCCUUCCAAGGCUGCCAGAGCUAAAGAAGCUGCACAACGAACUCCAAACACAGAAAAUACCGAGGAAUACCACCAAAUGAUGGAGGAGGAGAUGACCCAUGGAUUGCAGAAGGUUGGUUGGAAGAAGGUGGACGUCAACUUCCAUUCAUCAUUCUGGCCUUACCUUGCUCACAACAACAUACAUGUCAAGAACGAGUGGCUUCACAAUGCUGGUGCUGGUGUUAUCGCACACGUCGCAGACAGCAUCAAGCAGCAGGAGUCACGACCAUGUCUUCCUGCAAAUCUAUAGCCUUAGCAUUUUAGCACCCUAGUUGCUGGCAUUUUCUGUGACCAGUAAACCCACGGACAGCUUCCGAUAUUCAGCAGCAUUCACUGAGCAGCGAAAUAUUUGGUACUGGGAAGAUAGAAUGAGCUGUGUAUUGGUACUGCGAAAUAUGUGAUGCUCCACAUCCUCGUGAAACAGUGAUGAAUUCGAAGUUGAUACGUGAUGUUUCCCAGACAUAAUUUUAAAUGGCAGGCUAAA